Molecule: messenger RNA, 3261 nt
Organism: Kluyveromyces lactis
Lineage: Eukaryota; Fungi; Ascomycota; Saccharomycetes; Saccharomycetales; Saccharomycetaceae
Gene: CRM1
Product: exportin CRM1
Exons: 1
Coding region: 1-3261 (1086 amino acids)
Biological process (GO): protein export from nucleus; ribosomal small subunit export from nucleus; ribosomal large subunit export from nucleus
Cellular component (GO): cytoplasm; nucleus
Molecular function (GO): small GTPase binding; nuclear export signal receptor activity
Source: RefSeq, a predicted model, not a curated record
AUGGAGGCUGUUUUAGACUUUUCUCGGGACUUAGACAUCCAGCUCCUAGAUCAAGUGGUGGAUACCUUUUUCAAGGGCUCUGGUGCGUCUCAAAAGGAGGCACAAGAGGUUCUUACUAAAUUGAAGGACCAUCCAGAUGCUUGGCAAAGGGCUGAUAAAAUCUUGCAGUAUUCAAAUAAUCCGCAAACGAAGUUCAUUGGGCUUUCCAUUUUGGAUAAGUUAAUUACGACGAAAUGGAAGAUGUUACCUCAGGAGCAUAGACUUGGAAUUCGUAAUUUCAUCGUUGGAAUGAUUAUUUCAAUGUGUCAAGAUGAUCAGGUUUUCCAAACUCAGAAGAAUUUGAUUCAUAAGUCUGAUUUAACCUUGGUUCAAAUUCUUAAGCAGGACUGGCCAGAAAACUGGCCAGACUUCAUCCCGGAGUUGGUUCUCAGUUCCCAAGCUAGUGUAAACGUAUGUGAAAACAACAUGGUAAUGCUAAAGUUAUUAAGUGAGGAAGUCUUUGAUUUCUCUGCAGAGCAAAUGACGCAAGCUAAAGCACUACAUUUAAAACAAUCUAUGGAUCAACAAUUUGAACAGAUUUUCAAUCUAUGUUACGAAAUUUUGGAAACCGCAUCUUCUCCAUCCCUUAUGGUGGCCACUUUGCAAUCUCUUUUGAGAUACUUGCAUUGGAUCCCAUACCGUUACAUCUACAACACUGAUAUUUUGCAAUUGUUGAGUACGAAAUUUUUAGUCUCUGCUGACACCAGAGCUAUUACUUUGAAAUGUUUGACUGAAGUUUCUCAACUUGAUAUUCCAGCAAAUGACCCAAAGAUUGCUUCGUUAACUGUAAUGUUUUUCCAAAAUGCUUUGCAACAAAUUGCUGUUAACGUUAUACCGGUGAAUGCUGACUUGAAGAACACAUAUGCUACUGCUAAUGGCAACGAUCAAUCAUUUUUGCAAGAUUUUGCCAUGUUCUUGACUACCUAUUUGGCCAGACACCGUUCAAUAUUAGAAGAUGAUGAAUCCUUGAGGGAACUAUUAAUUACUGCGCAUCAAUAUUUGAUUGAACUUUCGAAGAUUGACGAAAGAGAAUUGUUCAAAACGACUUUGGACUACUGGAAUAAUUUGGUUUCGGCCUUGUACCAAGAGGUGCAACAAAUCCCUCAAAAUCAGAAUAACGUCCUAUUGAAACUAUCUCAAGGAUCGAAUAUGUUCUCAGGGAGCAAUGGUGCUCCUCACCCGGAAUUCUUGAAAAGGUUCCCGUUAAAGAAACACAUUUACGAUAACAUCUGUUCUCAGUUAAGAUGGGUUAUAAUAGAAUCGAUGGUUAGACCAGAGGAAGUUCUUAUUGUGGAAAACGAUGAAGGUGAAAUCGUCAGAGAGUUUGUUAAGGAGUCGGACACAAUUCAGUUAUAUAAGUCCGAAAGGGAAGUACUUGUUUACUUGACGCAUUUAGAUGUUCUUGAUACUGAAGACAUCAUGUUGAAUAAAUUGGCAAAGCAACUUGAUGGCUCUGAAUGGUCAUGGCACAACAUCAACACAUUGUGUUGGGCUAUUGGUUCUAUUUCUGGUACUAUGGACGAGGAAACUGAGAAAAAAUUUGUCGUUACAAUCAUUAAAGAUCUUUUAGCCUUGACUGAUAAAAAGCGCGGUAAGGACAACAAGGCUGUUGUUGCAUCGAACAUUAUGUACGUUGUCGGUCAGUACCCACGUUUCUUAAAAGCUCAUUGGAAGUUCUUGAAGACAGUCAUUCUAAAACUAUUUGAAUUUAUGCAUGAAACCCAUGAGGGUGUUCAAGAUAUGGCCUGUGACACCUUCAUCAAGAUUGUACAGAGAUGUAAACGUCACUUUGUCGUUCAACAGCCAAACGAAAGUGAACCUUUCAUCCAGGCAAUAAUUAGAAACAUUCAAGACCACACCUCCGAUCUUCAACCUCAGCAAGUACACACAUUUUACAAGGCUUGCGGUUUAAUUAUUUCUGAUGAAAGAAACCCAGGAGAAAAACAAAGAUUACUAGCAGAUUUGAUGCAACUCCCUAACAUGGCAUGGGACGCUAUAAUUCAGCAAUCAUCUACUCAUCUGGAUAUUUUGUCGGACCCUGAAACUGUGAAAAUCGUUACCAAUAUUCUAAAGACAAACGUUGCCGUUUGUUCCGCUAUGGGUAAUGACUUUGCUCCGCAGUUGAGUCGUAACUUCACACCAAUGAUGUCAUUGUGCUCAGCUGUGUCUAGAUGUAUUUCAACACAAGUAGCCAGCGAUGGGAUUAUUGCUACUAAGACUCCAAAGGUAAGAGGUUUAAGAACAAUCAAGAAAGAAAUUCUAAAAUUAAUGGAAUUAUACAUUUCCAGUGCAAAGGAUUUAGACUACAUCGUAAAUGACUUGGCAUCAGCACUGUUUGACUCUGUGUUACGGGAUUACUACAUUACCGUACCAGAUGCCCGUGACGCUGAGAUUUUAAGUUGUAUGACCACACUUGUCAACAAAGUUGGGCCUAUGAUGAUCAGCGGUGUCAUUUUGAUUUUACAGAGUGUCUUUGAAGCUACAUUAGACAUGAUCAAUAAAGAUUUCACGGAAUAUCCGGAACAUCGUGUGGAGUUUUAUAAAUUAUUGAGGGCCAUCAACUCCAAGUGUUUCGUAGCGAUAUCUCAACUACCACCACCGGCUUUCAAACUUUUCGUUGAUGCCAUAUGUUGGGCGUUCAAACACAACAACAGAGAUGUUGAGGUAAAUGGGUUACAAAUUGCUUUAGACCUUAUUCAAAACGUUGAUUCCGCUAGUCCGUCUGAAUUCUCUAACGAUUUCUACAAGAACUAUUACUUCACAUUCCUUAGCGAAACCUUCUAUGUCCUCACUGAUUCAGAUCACAAAUCUGGAUUCAGCAAGCAAGCUCAUCUUUUAAUGAAUUUGAUUGCCAGAGUAGAAGAAAAUAGAAUAGCUGUACCAUUAUACAAGGAAGAUGAAGCUCCUGCAGUCACUUCUAAUCAAGCUUACUUGGCUAACUAUCUAGCAACCAUGUUAAGCAAUGCAUUCCCUCAUUUGAGUGGUGAACAGGUUAUGAACUUCAUUCAAGCGCUACUCAAACAAUAUCAUGAUCCAAAGCAUUUCACUGGUACUAUUAGAGAUUUCUUGGUCCAGAUCAAGGAGUUCGGUGGAGAUCCAACCGAUUAUUUGUUCGCAGAGGACAAAGAACAAGCUCUCGCGGAACAACAUAAACUUGAAAGAGAAAGAGCUUCCAAGAUCGGUGGGUUAUUGAAACCAUCGGAAUUGGAUGAUGAUGAGUAA